UGGUUAUUAACAACAUACUUAUAGAUCUAGAGGUAACAGGGACGAAAGUAGUCGCAUACGCUGAUGAUGUCGUCCUACUAAUUGCCGGGAAAUUCCCGCAAACAAUCUCGGACCUAAUGCAAGGAGCUCUAGUCACUCUAUCACGGUGGGCGCGUCACAACGGGCUAGGCGUGAACCCAGCAAAGACAGAGCUCGUACUUUUCACUAAGAAGCGUAAAUAUCCGUUAUUUACACUACCAAGACUAGAUGGAGUCACUCUAAACCUCUCACCAGAGGCCAAAUACCUUGGUACAAUCCUUGACCGACAAUUAAGUUGGAAGAGGAAUAUUGAGGAACGAGCCAAAAGAGGUUUUAUCGCACUCUAUUCUUGCAAGAACUCCAUAGGUAAAAGCUGGGGCCUCAAACCAUACAUCAUAAAAUGGUUGUAUGAGUCAAUCGUUCGCCCCAUUCUAACCUAUGGAUCUCUAGUAUGGUGGCAUUCUCUAAAGAAGCCAACUUACUCACGCAACAUUAACAAAGUCCAAAGAGCCGCAUCCUUACUAAUAACGGGUGCCUUUAGGAGCACGCCUCAAGCUGCGCUAGAUACUCUACUGGGUUUAAGCCCGCUGGCCAUACAUGUAGAGGAACUGGCAUUCAGGUGUGCUCUUCGGCUCAGGGAAUUAGGUGAAUGGCGUAGCCAACCAUUUGGUCACUCUACGAUUCUAAGGCGUGUAAGGACUGUGGGAGAGAUAGCCUAUGCAAGUGAUUAUAUUUCACCACGAUUAAGCUUCUGCCCACCUGAAAUACACAUACCUGACAGAGAAGCCUGGUCCCAAAACAGCCCACCUUUCCGCGGCAUAUCUGUAUAUACCGACGGCUCAAAGAUGGAAUGCGGUACGGGAGCAGGUGUCUUCUGUGACACCCUUAAUAUCCGUGAAUCCUACAAGCUCAGAAACAACUGUAGCGUUUUUCAGGCAGAAAUCCUGGCGGUCAAAAAGGCCACAGACCUGCUAGUCACGAGGAACAUAGAGGUCGGAAGUCCGGUGACUAUAUAUGUCGAUAGUCAGGCGGCACUGAAAGCACUAAAUUCCUUUACUAUCAAGUCUAGGGCUGUUUUAAGCUGCAGGGAAGCCUUGGAACACUCUAGGUUGUCAAUCAAGCUUUGUUGGGUUCCCGGCCAUUACAAUAUCACAGGUAACGAAACUGCAGAUGAAUUGGCCAGGCUAGGAUCCGAAUCAACUACGAUAGAAAUAGAUAAUUCGGUCAAACCACCACUGUGCCACUUCCUACAGAUCGUUCACAAACACUACCAUGAAAAGACACAACAAAAAUGGCUGGAUGAAACGGGAUGUACCAUCUCCAAAAGAAUCUGGCCUGUGCUCUCAGAGAAGAGAACAAGAUCGCUGAUGUCAUUGUCUAAACCAGAUUUAAAACUUGUGGUGGGCAUCAUCACAGGUCACUGUAAGGUGAGGGCUAUGACCUCAAAAUGGGACAGCGAUGAUAUUGAUUACUGCAGGAUCUGUCAAGAUGAAGAAGAAAUUGAGACAAUCGAACACUUGCUCUGCCACUGCCCAGCGCUCAUUAACGUGAGACAUAAAAUAGUGGGAGAACUAGUGUCACGUGAUUUGUCCUCUUUUUCUACCACGGACCCUGCAGUGAUCCUUCAAUUAGCCAGAAGGUUCAAGUGGCUAAAGACGACACGGCAAACUCAGCCGUAGACUACGUACUAUCUAUUUCCUACUGUCAAUUCUUAUACUUUCUCUAUCUUUCGCUCUAACUCUUUCCUAGG
Molecule: messenger RNA, 1768 nt
Organism: Musca domestica (house fly)
Lineage: Eukaryota; Metazoa; Arthropoda; Insecta; Diptera; Muscidae
Exons: 1
Coding region: 117-1697 (526 amino acids)
Biological process (GO): DNA replication, removal of RNA primer
Molecular function (GO): RNA-DNA hybrid ribonuclease activity; nucleic acid binding
Source: RefSeq, a predicted model, not a curated record